Emiliania huxleyi CCMP1516 is the source of this 1892-nucleotide messenger RNA. RefSeq lists its product as hypothetical. Gene Ontology annotation, molecular function: ATP binding; protein serine/threonine kinase activity. Lineage: Eukaryota; Haptophyta; Isochrysidales; Noelaerhabdaceae. The transcript has 4 exons. Gene Ontology annotation, cellular component: cytoplasm. Gene Ontology annotation, biological process: protein phosphorylation. Bases 1 to 1227 code for a protein of 408 amino acids. The record is from RefSeq and is a predicted model, not a curated record.
AUGGACCCGAGCACAACCAAUCCGCUCACAAUCGCCGGACUGACGGCGACGGCGGUGCUCUCGCUGCUGCUCGCGGCGCUCCUCGCCUCGCUGCGGUGGGGCGGCACGUACAGCGCGCUGCGUCUCGCCAGCGAGGCCGCCUUCCUCGAGGAGCACGACCGUCGCAUCGACGCCGUCGUGGCUCACGACGUGGCUCGGCGGUACAAGCUCGGCCGGCGCGUGGGAAGCGGCGCGACGUCGGACGUGUUUCGAGUGACGGAGCGCGUGACGGGCGAGGCGUUCGCGCUCAAGCGGAUCGGCGUGCGCGGCGAGCCAUCGCUCCUCCGCGCCGUCGAGCACGAGGUUGCGCUUCUGCGGCGGGUGCGGCACAGGCACGUGGUUGGGCUGCACGAGUCGUUCGCCUCGCCGACGCGGGUGUGGGCCGUCCUCGAGAUGGUGUCCGGGGGCGACCUCUCGUCGCACGUCUCGCGCGCAAAGGGCUGGACGGAGGGCGAGGCGGGCCGUUGCUUGCACCAGGUCCUGUCCGGCCUCGCCUACCUGCACGCCAACGGGAUCGCUCACCGAGACAUCAAGCUGCCAAACCUGCUCCUCUCCUCCCGCUCGGCCGAGUUCGUGGUCAAGAUCACCGACCUGGGCGCCGCAACCGCGGCCAAGACCCCAUAUGCUCGCCGCCGCCGCACCGACGCGAUCGCCAAGGAGCACGGCGGCGCCGCGGCCGAACCCGGCGACGGCGGCGCCGCGCGUCCGCCCCCUCCGACGGCGGACGACGAGCUCGCAGAGGGGUCCGCCGUCUCGACCGCGAUCUUCGACGUUGACCCGCGCGUCUGUUUGGACGUGGCCGGCGAGGAGGAGUGCGCCGCCGUGGCCUCCACCACGCUGUCCGCCGUGGAGGAGGUCUCCUCCCGCCUCACCGGCAGCGAGCCGUCCCCGAGGACUCCCGCGACACCCGCGAGUGCCGGAGGGCGCGGUGGAGGGGCGGGCGCGCGCCGCCCGGCAGGCCGGCAUAGCGGAGGUUCGGCGGGCGGAGGUCGGUUCCCUGCGGCGGCGCGGCGGAGCGAGGGGUCUGCGGACCCGUCUCCGCUCUUGCCGCGCGAGUCGCGCGGGAGCGAGGCGUCGGACGUGGAGUCUCAAGUCGUCGGACUAGGCAGGGGGGCGGUGGAAGCGCCGCUGCCCGUGAGCCCGAGGAGAAGCUCCUCCAGCCCGACGACGCCCCGCCUCAUGGUGUGACCAGCUGGGGUAUGACGCCAGGCCUCUGCCUCAGCCUCGCCGUCCGGGCUACUCGUCUUCGUCACAGGGGCAGCAUUCUGGCGGUGCCCCCCUCGAGCCCUCCGUCGCUGCGGGCGGCAGCACUAGCUCGCGGGCGGAGGCAAUCGAGGUGCCGCUCGAUUCGCUCGCGCGCCUCUGGGCCGUCUCCUCCCCGGAGCCCGAGGUGUGCCGGAGGGAGAGGCACAGUGGGCGACCACAGGGUGUCUUUGGGCGGUGCUCUCAGCGGCCUCUCGAAGAGCUGAAUCAGGGCACGCCCCCACAACUCUGGGGGCGCAGCGUCCGCCAAGGCUGAGCAAGAGGCCGAGCAAGAGGCGGAGGCCGAGGAGGCGCCGGCCAACGCAGGUUACAAAACCACCUCUUUCCGAGGCUGGCAGGUGCGCACUAGCACGCAAGCACGGUUGCGAUAUUGUCCAUAUUGUGACUGUGGCAACCCGUAGAGUCGGGGCAACAGAAUGUUACACCUGGUGCUGGACGCCGGAUCGCUGCGCGUGGGGCCGUCGCGUGAGUGCCGUACCCCCGUGCCCUCUGGCUGCCGAGCGUGCAACCGUCCUGGUCCAACGCGCAACGGCAACGCAUCGCCAACGGUACGCGCGUCAGGCGUCAAGGCUUAAACUAAGGUUUAACAC